AUGGGAGAUCGACCACCAGUUGCGAAUGAUACUAAGGCUCUUAAGGCUUUCUAUGAGCCUAAAAUCAAUGAUAUUCAGUCGAGCAUUGUCAGGCCAGCGAUCGAGGCCAACACUUUUGAGAUCAAACCGAGCACUAUUCAGAUGGUUCAGAACUCAGUGCAUUUUGGGGCAUCAGGUGGAGCUCUAUUGACUAAGAGCUAUGAUGAGGCUUAUGAGUUGAUCGAGAUGAUGGCUGCAAAUGAAUAUCAGAAUCCUACUCAGCGUCUUCAUCAGGGCAAAGCAGCAGGGAUUCUCGAUGUUGAUGCUACUACAGCCUUGACUGCUCAGCUUAAGGCUCUUACUAUGAAGGUGGAUUCUUUGAUUGCUAACGCGUUGAUAAACAGACCACAAGGAACUCUUCCUAGUGAUACCGAGGCCAAUCCGGGUAAGAGGGAAGUGAAAGAACAGGUGCAGGCAGUCACCUUGAGAUCCGGAAAGGUUACGAAGGAUAAAGACUCAGCAACAGAGCAAAGCAAGGAGGAGAGCGAUCCACAGGUUGAAACACCCGUACUCUCACCUAAGUCUGAUAGUGAAAAAACUGUUUUUGAUGCUGACAAGAAUGAAAUCAACGAGGAAGCAAGCAAGAAAUCAGCCGAGAAGUCUAGUCCGAAAGCUGAUAUUGGGGUCAAGCAAGUAUAUCCACCUCCCCCUUUUCCGAAGGGACUUCAGAAGCAUAAGCUCGACAAACAAUUCGCUAAAUUUCUAGAGGUUUUCAAGAAAUUACAUAUCAACAUACCUUUUGUGGAGGCUCUAGAACAAAUGCCGAGUUAUGCUAAAUUUAUGAAAGGUAUUCUAUCUCGUAAGCUGAAGCUUGAGGACUUGGAGACCGUUGCUCUAACGGAAGAGUGCAGUGCGGUGCUACAGCAGAAAUUACCUCCGAAACUCAAGGAUCCGGGGAGUUUCACAAUACCGUGUACCAUUGGACCAUUGUCAUUCGACAAGUGUUUAUGUGACUUGGGAGCUAGCAUUAAUCUGAUGCCAUUAUCUGUCUUCAAGAAACUUGGUUUGCCAGAGCCGAAACCUACAAACAUGUACUUACAACUAGCUGAUCGGUCCAUCACAUACUCGAGAGGUAUAGUGGAAGAUGUCUUGGUUAAGGUGGAUAAGCUCAUCUUCCCUGCGAAUUUUGUCUUCCUAGACUUUGAGGAGGAUAAGAAGAUUCCCAUUAUCUUGGGAAGGCCAUUCUUAGCUACUGGCCAAACUUUGAUCGAUGUGCAAAAAGGAGAGCUUACUAUGAGAGUUCAAGAUCAAAGUGUCACUUUUAAAGUUUUCAACGCAAUGAAAUUUCCAACCGACGAAGAAGAAUGCUUUAAGGUGGAGCCACUAGAAGCUGUUGAAAAGGUUCCUAGAAGGAGGUUAAAGGAUGGAUUCGAGGUCAAAGGAUGGAGAAAACGGUGUAAGAAUCAAGCGAGUGAGGAGGGAGAAAAAGGCAAAGCAAUUUCAGAAUUUCUCGAUCCUGCCCAAAUGGGGUCUCCACCCCACUUACGGGGUCUCCACCCCAUUCUGAAGAAGAAAAGCCUGCCCAAAUGGGGUCUCCACCCCACUGAUGGGGUCUCCACCCCACUUCAACAGAAAAAGGGUCUGCCCAGACGGGGUCUCCACCCCACUGAUGGGGUCUCCACCCCACUGACGGGGUCUCCACCCCACUCUGACGGGAGAAAAAGCCCAAAUUGCCUAUUCUUGAUCCGUUUGAAGGCCCGAUCGCUGUGGGACUUAAAUCAAAGCUCAAGGGCGAAGUAA
Daucus carota subsp. sativus is the source of this 1779-nucleotide messenger RNA. RefSeq lists its product as uncharacterized. The transcript has 4 exons. The coding region runs from base 1 to 1779 and encodes 592 amino acids. The record is from RefSeq and is a predicted model, not a curated record. NCBI's taxonomy places the organism in Eukaryota, Viridiplantae, Streptophyta, Magnoliopsida, Apiales, Apiaceae.